AUGGUGGCUAAGAACAGCAAGAAGAGAAAGAGUACUCCCAGGAAGGAAGUGGCUCCCAAGAAGAAGGUAGUUGCUCGUCCUGACAGUGAUGAAGAAGAAGUCGAGCAAGAAAAGCCCAAGAGCAAACGUCCAGUAGCUAAGAAACAAGCUAAGAAACAAAAAGAAGUUUCCUCCUCUUCUGAUGACAGUGGCAGUGACUCGCAAGAAGAGUCUUCUGUGAGUGGAGAUGAGCCAAAGAGCAUUAAGGCUGAUGACAGUGGGAGUGAAGAAGAAGAUACUAGCCCAAAAGAGUUUACGGAUGAAAAUGCGAAAUGGUUGAAACCCAAAAAGAAAAAGGAGCAGCUCUUGUCCUCUGACGAUGACGAUGAGGAAGAUGACAAAGAGCAAGACGACGACGACAGUGACGACGAACUACUAGAAGUGGAACGCCAAGCGCAACAACUGGACGAGGAACUCUUGGCAGAACAAGAAGAAGCAGCGGCCGAACUCCAACGGACCAUUGAUCACGACACGCAAGUCUACCAGUUGCCCACAGCCGAUGAAUGGGAUACGGAAGCCACCGAUCGGCUCGUGGCACCCUCCGAGUUACAGUCGCACAUUACCCAAAUUCUUUACGUCCUGUCGGAAUUUCAAGAACGCCGUGAACACGGCAAGAGUCGCGCCGAUUAUAUCGAUUGGUUGGUCCGCUUUGCGGCCGAAUUGCACGGAUACAUUCCCGAAUUGGUCCGCUACUUUUGUACCAUGUUUUCACCCCCCGAAGCCAUGGAAUUCUUGCAAGCAUCGGAUCGACCCCGUCCAUUGGUCAUUCGCACCAAUACACUCAAAGCGCGGCGCAAAGAUUUGGCGGCAUCCCUCAUGAAACGCGGUGUCACACUCGAUCCACUAGCGCGUUGGAGUAAAGUGGGGCUGAAAAUUGUCGAAUCGCCCGUCCCGAUUGGUGCCACACCGGAAUAUUUGGGCGGAUUGUACAUGUUGCAAAGUGCCGCCAGUAUGUGUCCUAUAUUGGCAUUGGAUCCGCAACCCAAAGAACGCAUUUUGGAUGUUUCGGCCGCGCCGGGAGGCAAAACCUCGUACAUGGCCCAAUUGAUGCGCAAUACCGGUGUCAUUGUCGCCAAUGACUUGAAAGCGGAACGACAAAAAGCUACGGUCGCUAAUCUUCAUCGAUUGGGAGUUCACAAUGCCAUGACGUGUUGUCACGAUGGACGACAAUUGGGAAAGAAAUAUCCCCAACGAUUCGAUCGGAUUUUGUUGGAUGCACCCUGUUCUGGGUUGGGUGUCAUUAGUCGCGAUCCAUCCGUCAAGGUGCAACGGACGAUUGAAGAUAUCAAGAAUUGUGCUCAUUUGCAAAAGGAAUUGAUCUUGGCGGCGAUUGAUGCCCUCAAAGUGUAUAGGCCGGGAUGCGAUAAGAAGAGCAGCAGUGACAGUGGAACCAUGGUCUAUUCGACCUGUAGUGUCGCUGUCUAUGAGAAUGAAGAAGUCGUCAAUUAUGCGUUGCAAAAGCGAGACAUUAAGAUUGUCGAGACCGGGUUGGAGUUUGGCAAACCUGGAUUUGUUCGAUACCAACAACAACGGUUCCAUCCCUCUUUGGCACUCACUCGACGAUUCUAUCCUCACGUGCACAACAUGGAUGGAUUCUACGUUGCCAAGAUUAUCAAACUCAGUGACCGCAAGCCGGAAGACACCUUGGAGCCAGAAGAAGAAAACGAGGAGAAAGCAGCAGUUCCCACAAACAAUGACAAGGCGAGCAGCAAGAAGAAGAAAAAGAAAAACAAGAAGGUUCUUGGCAAGAAGCGCAAGGGCGGAGAUGAGGAGGACGACGACAACAAGGACACCGAGGAGGAUCAAGCCAAGAAGAAGAAAAAGGGUGCCAAGUUCUCCGUUCCACCCCCCAAACCUCAGCCCAAGGAGAAGAAAAAGACAAAUGCCAAGGUGACCAAGCCCCGAAGAAAGCGGGCUGCCACCGAUGCUUAAACUACCUUAUCUAUAGAAACCUGUCUACUUGUAGCUUGAGAGGUUUGAAGAGUCCGUUUGCGUUCGAGGAGGUUGAAGAUCUCGAAUGGGUAGGUUUGCCGUAGAUGCCAACUGAGCUACCAGGUACUUACAAACGAAGGCCCCCUCAGGACUGGCCGUACGAUACAUUGUGUAGUGCAACUGCUAGCUAGAGCCAGCCAUGGGCAAUGGUCAUGGCCCUGCAUGUACAUGUAUAUCAUUCAAAAACCCAAGCAAGAGUAGCUGUAUCUCUCUCUCUCUCUCGAUGGUGGACAAGGCAAUUGACCCAAACUAGUUGACUGGGCCGUUACAACCAUUGCAAUCCCAACCUAAAUGAAGUCCUGUCAAUUGAAAUUGAAUCAUUCUAUCGCAUUACCAUGCCAAGGAGCAUGUUCGUCUCUUGGAAUACCCGUACAAUCAUCUAUUCUAGGCCGGUACCAGCUUGCAUCCUCCAAAGAUUGCAAUCAAGACCAGAAAAACUGCUACUCAGCCAUUUUCUGUCACACAGUUCCCAAUUCUUCAUUUUGAUGCUGUUCUACAGCAUCGUCUGAGACUUGGUCAGUCUACAACUCUGGUGCUUCUAUAUACUUCAUGGUGGCUACUGGUAUUUUGUAGUGGCGUUCGAGCCACCAGACAAUGCGGGAAAACGACCGAACGUGGUCAUCGACAAAUUUCUCUACUUGUUCUCUGGAUUUUCGUUUUGCUACAUCGGGCACAGUGUCGUAGAACUCAACCAACAACUCAAUUUUUUGGUCUCUUGGCAGAGCUUCCAAUUGAGCGGAUCGUUUCGACAAGCAAUUGCUCCGGAUGACAUACUCAUCUUGUUCCAAUAUGAUACAGGAGAAACCCUUACAACAGUCUGUCUCAACAUGGCAAGCAUCAAAUUCAUUGGAACAGGCGGCACCGCGAAGAGCUGGUACCACUUGUGGCACCACCGUCAAGAGCAGCAGCAGAAAGGAUCUCAUCAUCGUCUCGGGCGUCAGUGAACCAUGAGUUUGGAC
Seminavis robusta is the source of this 2990-nucleotide messenger RNA. The record is from the annotation of a GenBank genome assembly. NCBI's taxonomy places the organism in Eukaryota, Bacillariophyta, Bacillariophyceae, Naviculales, Naviculaceae.